Dromiciops gliroides (monito del monte) is the source of this 1122-nucleotide messenger RNA. It is a transcript of the gene ANGPTL8, whose product is annotated as angiopoietin like 8. Gene Ontology annotation, biological process: regulation of lipid metabolic process; triglyceride homeostasis. Lineage: Eukaryota; Metazoa; Chordata; Mammalia; Microbiotheria; Microbiotheriidae. The transcript is spliced from 4 exons. Bases 64 to 654 code for a protein of 196 amino acids. The record is from RefSeq and is a predicted model, not a curated record.
GCCUGAGACAGCAUUCUCCGGGUUCUGCCUCAAGCCUCUCUGGUCUCCUCUCCCGGUACAACCAUGUCCCUUCUCUUGUGCCUGCUCUUGAUGCCCAGCCUGGCACUGCCUAUGCCCACACCCCCCAAGCCAAGCCCAGAGCUGGCGCUGCAAGAUGAAGUCAACAUCCUUCUCCACGGCGUCCUGCAGUUUGGCCAGGCCCUCAACCGCAUUUACAAAGCCACGGAGGCCCAGCUCGAUGGGGCUAGCCGCAGCCUGGAGCUUUACGAGCAGACCGUGGUCUUGCUACAGGAGGAUCUGGGCAAUACCCGGGCACGGACGCAAGAGCUGGAGAGGAGUCUAGGGGAGAUCCAGGCAGAAGAGGAGAGCUUGGAGUUACAAGCUCAGGGAGCUGGGAUCGCACUCAGCAAGGUGAUGGAGGGGCACCAGGAUCUUCAGGAGAGAGUGGAGACGCUCCAAGGGGCCCUGGCUGCUGUAGCGCCCAGCCACACCCAGAAGGAGCUGGAAGAUCUAAAGCUCUAUGCAGACAAACAAAGUCAGAUCAUCUGGUCCCUGAUGGGUCAUGUCCAGCGGCAGCAGCGAGAGCUUGCCCAGCAGCGGAAGCAGCUGUCUCACAUUCGGGACAGGCUCCAAGGUUUAGCACUCCCAUCCUGAGCUAGCUGGGGAAGAAGUCUGAACCCAAGUAAGACGGCCCCUGGGACAAGGGCCUCAGCAGGGGAGAAGACGGGUCGUUCUGAUCCUUGCUGCCUCUGAAUGUCUGUCUGGAGAACAUGUUCUGCACUCGGAGGACCUGAGUUCAAAGGCUGGCUGUCAUUUACUGUCUGUGUGACCUUGGCCAAGUCACAACCUCCCUAGACUUCAGUUUGCUCAUCUGUAGAAUGAGGGGAGUGGACUGGAUGGCCCAGGAGGUCCCUACCAACUCCAGGGCUCUUGUCAGGAUUCCCAUGUCCCUCCCAAGGGGCCUCUACAGCAGUGGCCCUGCCUAAAAUUGGGUGGCCAAGGGAGGCUGACCAAGAAAGUCGGAGAAUGCGGAGAAGCUGGCCAGAAGAGAGGUGGUAGCUGGGGGGAUAGAACCCUCUGGUAGGCUGAAAAACUGACAUUAAACCACUGUUUUGGCCUGUA